Molecule: messenger RNA, 228 nt
Organism: Perkinsus marinus ATCC 50983
Lineage: Eukaryota; Perkinsozoa; Perkinsida; Perkinsidae
Exons: 1
Coding region: 1-228 (75 amino acids)
Source: RefSeq, a predicted model, not a curated record
AUGCGUUUCAUCGGUUUGACCAUCGCUGCCUUCUUUGCUGUCGCCCUUCACGGUUGGGUUAACACAGCUGUGGCAACAGCUAAGAUCGUUACCAUCUGCUAUUCCCGUUCGUGCCCGCCUGUGACCGUCCGUAAUUAUAACAACUGCUAUGACGUCGAGACGGUUGAUGGGAAACUACAGGGUCACUGCUUUGAUAACCCACAGGUCUCGUGCGUCUGUAGUACGUAA